Eurypyga helias (sunbittern) is the source of this 588-nucleotide messenger RNA. It is a transcript of the gene NHLRC1, whose product is annotated as NHL repeat containing E3 ubiquitin protein ligase 1. Lineage: Eukaryota; Metazoa; Chordata; Aves; Eurypygiformes; Eurypygidae. The transcript has a single exon. Gene Ontology annotation, biological process: proteasome-mediated ubiquitin-dependent protein catabolic process; protein polyubiquitination; negative regulation of translation. The annotation marks the transcript as partial. The record is from RefSeq and is a predicted model, not a curated record. Gene Ontology annotation, molecular function: ubiquitin protein ligase activity; protein binding; translation repressor activity.
AAGGCCUUUGAUUUCGAGGGGAGGGGGGUCCUGGCUGUCCGGGAAGGAUUCCGUUUGCCCUGGGGCUUGGAUGCCACCACUGAGAGUGAAGUAAUCCUGACCGACACGGAGGCAGGUGCUCUGUACCGCUUGACGGCCAACUUCCAGAAGGGGAAAUUGAAGAAGUGUCAGAUGAUCUGGUCUCAACUCAUCAGCCCAAGAGGGGUUGCAGUCUCCCAGACCUCGGGUGCCAUCGUGGUAAUAGAGCACCUGAAAACUCAGGGACCGAACAACAGCAGCAGCCGAGUGAAGAUAUUCAGUGCAGAAAUGGAUCUCGUUGGCCAGAUGGAUAGCUUCGGUCUGAACCUUGUUUUCCCCUCCAAAAUAUAUGCUACAGCUGUGGCCUUUGACAAAGAAGGACGUGUUAUAGUAACGGAUGUCUGCAGCCAGGCUGUAAUAUGCUUAGGGAAACCUGAGGAGUUUCCCAUUUUUACCCCUCUGAUUAGCCAUGGGCUUUCCUACCCUGUAGGGCUGACUUACAUGGCAAACAAUUCCCUCGUUGUUUUAGACAGUGGUGAUCAUUCAAUAAAAAUAUAUAGCUCCACCUGA